This is a messenger RNA of Salvelinus sp. IW2-2015, 6574 nucleotides long. Its product is annotated as la-related protein 1-like. Lineage: Eukaryota; Metazoa; Chordata; Actinopteri; Salmoniformes; Salmonidae. The record is from RefSeq and is a predicted model, not a curated record. Gene Ontology annotation, biological process: positive regulation of translation; mRNA stabilization. Gene Ontology annotation, cellular component: cytosol; cytoplasmic stress granule. Gene Ontology annotation, molecular function: RNA cap binding.
CCAUCGUACGUGCGCGCACCCUUUAUCGCGUGGUGGUGAUCAUCCAUAUUGCUGCUAGUGGUGGAGAUUAUCUUGUAAUUUUAAAGUCUUUCGGACGCUUUUUAUAUGUUUUAAAUCAACACAAACCACUCUGCGUCUUAGACUGAAGGCUAUUUGGUCUAGGGGUGGAGUGGAGUAACGAUAGAAACGAGUUUACUCGAGGAAUACUGGACAUUUUCAUUCUUGAGUUGAAGGCGAAUUUGGGGAUAUCGUGAGGAAAAGGGGAAAUGGCCACUCAGGUGGAGACUCUCCUACCCAACAAUCCUCUUAUCAAAGAAGAGGAGCAUGGGCAUGCGAGCAAGAUGAUACAACACGGARAGGACUGUCUGGAAAAGGGGGCCAAGCAGACGGGUGUUGCCGACGACGGUAGCAAUAUGAAAGCAGACAACUCGGAACUGGGGGGGGUCGCAAUGAAGGAGCAAAACUCCAAACAGGCUAAAGAAGAGAGUAACAAUCAAGAGAAAGACAUCCUCGAUCAAGAGAAGCACACGACUGGACAAACGGAAGACUGUGUGAAAUGUAGCAAAAAGGAGUUUGCUGAAGCACCCCCGCCCAAGGUGAACCCAUGGACUAAGAAAAUGAAUGCGGUGACCGUGGUCAACGUGAAUGGACAAGCACAUCAUGAGCUGCCGCCCACCACAGGCCCGGCCAAGGUAGUGAAGGCCCCAAAUCCCCGGCCUCGGAGAGGAGGAAAGGUUGGAGAUUUUGGCGAUGCUAUGAACUGGCCAACACCAGGGGAGAUCGCAACUAAAGAGACGCAGAUUGAAGUUGUGACUGGGAUUGUGUCAUGCCCCAUGCCUGUCAGGCAGGUCAGAGAGGUGAGCUCCCCACGGAGAUCCCCAGCCCCCAAGAAGCUCGUGGUUAAGAAAGAGUGGAAAGAGAAACGUGACACCAACGAAGAGAGCAAGGAGAACCAGAAGGCCAAGUCGGACGACUCUGGAGAGGAGAAGAACGGAGACGAGGACUCUCAGAAGAAUGGACAGAAGAAAAAAGGGAACAAGCACAAGUGGGUGCCGCUGAUGAUGGAGGUGAAGUCAGAGGGGCCCAGAGAGCGCUCUGCAUCCAGGAACAACACCCGUCAGAACGAGGUUCCCAGGAUGCCCCCCAACAACAGGAACGACCUCCGAGACUGGCACAGCGGGAAGUACGAGCGUGAAUGUCGUGAGGACCAUGAUGAGGUGUCCAGCGUGAAGAGUGAGGGUGCUCCCUUCCGUGCCGGGUUCCGGGGGCGUGGUCGUGGCAGAGGCAGGGGCCGGGGACGAGGCAGAGGAGGUAGCAGAGGUCACUAUGACUACCAUUACGGCUACAAGGCCUACGACGGGAAGGACGGCGCCUACACGCGAGAGUUUGGCGCUCCAGUGACCUACUACUAUGACAACAUGAGCAGCAACGAACCUGUACUCCGUAGACCAGGACUGCUCAAGGACUACAUCAAGAGGCAGAUUGAGUAUUACUUCAGCCUUGACAACCUGGAGCGGGACUUCUUCCUGCGUAGGAAGAUGGAUCAGGAAGGCUUCCUGUCUCUUGGCCUGGUCGCUAGCUUCCACAGGGUGCAGGCCCUCACCACCGACGUCAACCUCAUCAUAGAGUCUUUAAAGGGUAGCAAAGAGGUGGAGAUUAUUGAAAUGAAGAUCCGCCGAAAGGUGGAACCCGAGAAGUGGCCUCUACCGGGUCUUUCCAUGGGACCGGACCACAACCAAGUCGAUCUGACCCAGCUCAUCCACUGCCCAGAGUUCGUGCCCCGGCAGACGCCCGCUGAGCAGACAGGGUCUCCCCGGUCCUCCACGCCCGCCAGGGGCUCGACCAGGACCUCCAAGCAGCCCAAGGUGGAGCAGGACGUGUCCAACCUGAAGAGCAUGUCCAAGGGCCUGUCGGCAAGUCUCCCCGACCUGGACUCUGAGUCCUGGAUCGAGGUGAAAAAGAGGCCCAGGCCCUCCCCGGCCCGACCCAAGCAGAAGGAAGAGGCUGUCUCCCCGGUGCCUCAGCCAGGACCCAGCCCGAUCCCCUCGGCCUCCCCAGCCCAGGCCUCAGCCACGGGAGCCAAGGAGGAGCAGGACGAGCCCGAGGAGCUGGACUUCAUGUUUGACGAGGAGAUGGAGCAGAUCGAUGGUCGMCGGAACACCUUCACCGACUGGUCCGACGACGACUCGGACUGCGAAAUCGCCGACAACGACGUUAACAAAAUCCUCAUCGUGACUCAGACGCCGCCCUACCUACGUAAGCAUCCGGGUGGCGACCGCACAGGCCACCACACGUCACGCUCUAAGCUGACCAACGAGCUGGUGAAGGUGAUCAACGACGGCCUGUACUACUACGAAGCGGAUCUUUGGGAUGACAACUACGAACCCGAGUACGCCACCAUCAAGCAAGAGGUGGAGAACUUCAAGAAGGUUCACCUGAUCAGCCGAGAGGAGUUUGACUGUCUGACCCCAGAGCCCCCUGUCGACCCCAACCAGGAAGUACCCCCGGGACCCCCCAAGCCCCAGCAGAUUCCUGUAGACGCCUUGGCGAACAAACUGUUCGGUGCCCCUGAGCCUUCCACAAUAGCACGCUCCCUCCCGACUACUGUGCCUGACUCACCCAACUACCGCAGUGCCCGGACACCCCGCACGCCUCGCACCCCGCACCGGAAGGACCCGCCCAUGACGCCCCGCUUCUACCCUGUGGUGAAGGAGAGCCGGCCUGUCGACGCCAUGACCCCCAGAAAAAGGAAGACCAGACACAGCUCUAACCCCCCCAUGGAGUGCCACGUUGGCUGGGUGAUGGACUCACGAGAACACCGGUCCCGCACUGCCUCYGUCAGCUCCAACGCCAGCCCCUCAGAGGGUACCCCUGCAUUGGGGGGAAUUGGCUGCACCCCCCAGUCGCUCCCCAAGUUCCAGCAUCCCUCCCACGAACUGCUCAAGGAGAACGGCUUCACUCAACAUGUUUACCACAAAUACCGUCGGCGCUGCCUAAACGAGCGCAAGCGGUUGGGCAUCGGCCAAUCCCAGGAGAUGAACACGCUGUUCCGUUUCUGGUCGUUCUUCCUAAGGGAUCACUUCAACAGGAAGAUGUAUGAGGAGUUCAGACAGCUGGUGGUGGAGGACGGCAAGGAGGGAUACAGGUACGGUCUGGAGUGUCUGUUCAGGUACUAUAGCUACGGACUAGAGAGAAAAUUCAGACCAGACAUCUUCAAAGACUUCCAGGAGGAGACCAUGAAAGACUACGAAGCUGGCCAGCUGUAUGGACUAGAGAAGUUUUGGGCGUUUCUUAAAUACUCCAAAAACAAGAACAUGGAGAUCGACCCCAAGCUGCAGGAGUGCCUGAGCAAGUUCAAGCGUCUUGAGGAUUUCAGAAUCGAUCCYCCGAUGGAGGAGGGAGGUCGCAAGAGACACUCAUCCAGCGGAGACGGUCGUCGCCGCCACACCUCCCAGGGUUCCAGCCGCCCCCACAGCCAAACUGGCUUCGGCCCGGCCCCGUUCGCCCAGGGCCCCGCCAAGGAUGAUGCCAAAAACAGCAGCCAGAGCCAGCGACCCGCAGCCCAGGCCUCGGCCACCGCAUCAGACACCAAGCCACCAAAGUAACACCCCCGGACAACCCUCGGAUCAACGYGGAUCAACUCAACGUCAUCAAAUCCUUUCUGCAACACAAGGGGGUCCAAUGGUUCACGCAAAGCAUGAGAGAAUGACUUUGAUGAAUGUCUCGUGAUUUAAAUAAAUCAAGGCUCUUCCAUUUUUUUAAUUUCUUUUGUUUGAAACAGAGUUUUGUCUUGUUGAAGACAAAGACUAUUGAAGGAAUGGAUCAAGUGUUCCAUUUGUUUUUUGUUGCAAACCUUAGCAUAUAUUUUCCCGGUGGUUACUAUGUGGGAAUGAACAUGGUUUUUGAGCACGUUUGAUGGCAACUGCAAACCUUGCGGCCCCCUUUCUAUCGUUGGACCUCCUUUCCAUUUGACACCAUCUGUUGGCUGACAGAUGAGUGAUUCUUCAAGAUCUGAUCAUUUUUUUCUUCUUCUAUGGGGUGAGUGGUGGAUUGGAAACUGAUACUUUGAAAAAAUUAAGGAAAACAAUAUUUUACUUGUUUUUGGGCUGGAGGGAAGAGGAGAGACAAAAAAAAUCAAGAAGAAACCAAAUGAUUAAAAUAAAAGACUUGUACCAGUCCCUCAGUAUGAGCAAGAUCGUUGAAAGUUGCCUUAUUUUAAUGGUUUUUCUGCUUAAUUUGUGCCCGCCACCUUAAUGUCGAUUGUACAGCAUUGAUAAUUGCAAAUAUGCAACAUUGGUCACCACCUACAGUAGUGGCCACUCAGUGACACCCCCCCUCCCGCCUGCCAAACAGCACCCCUUUUGAACUGUCUUCCAAGUGUCAUAUGGUCUGUUACAAAGCCUACCCACCCCUCGGUGUGUUUGCAAUUUGUGGCUCUUUGUGCUAAAAUGCUUUGCUGGGGGGGAGGCACACCCACCCCUGACGCCACCCCCCCCCCCCAAUCACCAUCCUCCCAAGGACAGUCUGCGUCCAGCCAUCGAUCUGUUCAUCCUAUCAUCCAUCCACAGUACAUCAUUCAGGCAACAGGACUGGAAUCACCAAUCCGGAUGACUUGACGACAGAAGAAAGGCAUGCUGUGGCAGGUGUUUUAGGUGUGUGGUGGGCUUUGUUUGGGGGGGGGUGUAAUGGCCUGCUUUCCAGGGCUAAACAAGGCUUCAGUCUGCAGCUUGGCAUGGCCKAUACCCUCGCAUCCCACCACCGCUCACACACACACCAGUGUUUCUUCCAGAGAGUGGCGGCUCUACUCUGUUCUUCUGGAGGACUAUAACCAAUGGACAGGCUAUGUAUCCCCUCUGACCCCCAACCGACCUGUUAUAUUCCCCUACAUCCAGUCAGAUCAAUUAUAAUAAUCUAGUUUAGAUAACUUAAUCUUUAUCUGACAUGAGUACUGAUGAUAUCAAAUAGAUGAGUGUUUUUUUUUUUUGGUCCACUAAUGUAAAUGUGAAUUGGACAGAUGAAGAGAAAUUACACCUCCCGGCUACUUGUUUUAUUGUUUAUAGAACAGAUUAUAUAUUCGCCUUACAUGUGUACCGUAUUCAACUUCUUUUUUUUCUUUUUUUUCAUGUUCUCAUCUUUAUUGCUUUUUAAUUUGCUGUGUUUCAAGCUAGGAUUUGUCUCUGUAUUGAAUAUGUGUGUUUGAAACCUCUGGACUUUCAAGAAAUGGGAAAAUUAGUAUAGUAGAAAUUAAAGGGAAAUUUACAUUAGGGCAUCAACUGACAUUCAAUGCAACAACAUAAAUUACACAUUUCCAGGAAGUUGAGUUAAAUUUCAAAUCAAAGUUAAUUUGCUCAAUUUUAUUUUAAUUUAAUUUUAAUUUUGUUGACAAAUUUGCGUGAUGUGAAUCGCUGGUGUGUUCACGCAACGGCAAUUUAGAACGAAUUGUAUCAURAGGUUAAAGUUGGUGGUUGAAUAGUCCCCCUAACUAGUUAUUGAUCAGUGACGUACAAUGGUCCUCUUUUUAGUUAAAUAUCAAUUAGCUUAAAUAACAGUUAAACUAUAUCUUCUGCUGGAGGUCCAAUGGAGUGAAUCAAUUUCACUGGUGGUUCCCCUGUGUUAGAAUGUCCAGUUGUCUUCAUGUUUUGUUUUUGUUUCAAAUGAAAUCUUUAUUAACCCGCCAUUGUUGAACAAUUUACAAGAGUUUAGUGAGAAUUAGCUAUGUUUUAGCUCUUUUUUUUUCUUUUCUGUUUUUGUUGUGGGCUUAGCUCAAGGGAGCUGCGGGUCAAUUCAGGAGGCUGAUAUGAAUCACUCAAGAAAUCAUUUACUCAAGGAAUAAAGACGAAACUCCCAACCAUUUCCCAACCCAGUUAAUCCUCUGAGAGGAUGUGGUGUGUCACCAGGGGGCGCCCUUCCAGACAGCCACACAGACAGAUGUCUCCCACCCCCACCCCCCYAGUGAAUGUCACCUGUGCCCCCUCUGCCAGGAUAGAGGGGACAGGUGCUCUGGGGUCCAGCCUUUUCUUUAGCAUAGUGACGAACCCUGCGGAUGGAUCAGCUGGCGCUCCGAUGAACUCUAUGGGGCGCCAUGUCUGGCGUCCUGCAGGGUCAGGUGGACUGGGCCAGACUUUUGAAGAGAAAAGGGGAAGGGAGGAUGAGGAAGAUGGACGUAACCCGCCUUGGGUUUGUCAAUGAUGUCACUAUUUUAGAGGAUGUGAAUGGCUAUGAUGUCUGGGAACUGAACUAGGAGAAACAAUUCCAUAAAGCCAUAUAAAURGAAAAACAGCUGUAUAUGAACCAUUAAAAAAAUGUUAAUAGUUCAUUAUCUUUACAAUAUCCCCGGCUUGUCAUGAGAACAAAAAAAAAAAGAUUUAAAAUAAAGAAAAAAGAACAAAAAAAAUAUAUAAAACAGAAAAAUGUAAAAUACUUGAAUGAGAUCUUGUAUUAUAACAUUUAAUAUUCAUAAUAUCUGCUUUGUAGGCUGAUGUGAUUCGCUAUUAGUGUUAUUUGUAAUUUGUAGUAAUUAUGCUUUUCCUUAUUAAAUACACAAAAAAAAACACAAAAUGGACAAAAAACUUCA